Messenger RNA from Racocetra persica, 339 nucleotides. NCBI's taxonomy places the organism in Eukaryota, Fungi, Glomeromycota, Glomeromycetes, Diversisporales, Gigasporaceae. The record is from the annotation of a GenBank genome assembly.
AAAUUCUUCGUAAUAUUUCCGUUCAUCCGGAACUGUUAAAAUCAGCUGGCAUUAGUGUGGAUGGUCAGAGAUCAUAUUCAUUGGCAGAUUUCGUAUCUCUUGACGAGUUUACAACUCUAGCUGAAAAAGGACGAGACACAUAUGGUCAACUUUCUAGGAGUGUACAAGAAUUGGAAGAUACGGUUCAACGCAUAAAAUUAGGUACAGAAACGUUGAGAAAAAGGAAAUAUAACAACAAUUUUCCUACAAUGGAGAGCACUUUGAACCAAAUUCGGGAAGGAUAUGCAAGGCUAAGAAAGCAUGCUGAGACAAUAGAGCGAGAUCUUUCACGCGUUCAAA